AUUGGGGAGGGAGGGAGGGGAGGAAGGGAAUCCUCGGAGGGCGAGGGGCAUCUUCGGCAGCAGCAGCAGAGGAGAGAGGAGUGAGCGAGAGAGAUGGAGAUGGGGAGGGGGAGGGAGAGCUACAGAGGAUUUGAGCGAGAGAGCGUGGGUGGGAUCCCUUGGGCGUCGCCUCCACUGACUGACUGACCGACUUACUCGCUCGCUCGCUCGCUCCCUCCAUAGAUACAGCAUACAUACAGGAGCGCGGGGGGGUUUGAUUCACCACCGGUGAUCCGCCCAUUGGUGUCAGAGAGGAAGAAUUUUUUUCUGGCACUUUCGUCGUCUGUAGUUUUAAUAGUUUUUUUUGGCAAGUUUGCCUCAUCGGCGCCCCCUCUUCUAUCUCUCGCAUCGCGCUCCUGCUGCCUUCCUUCUCUCUUUCUCUCUCUCUCUGUCUCUCUCUCUCACUCACUCAGAGCCUGCGUCGUCCUCCGCGAAGGCGUCGGUUUCAUAUUUUUACUAGGACUACUCGUCGCUCCAUUUGACGCGGAAUCUGUGUCGCUCAUUCCCUCCCGUCCUCUUCCCUUCCUUCCACUUAUUCGCACCAGACGCUUUGGCACAGGUCUCGGACUUACUCUUGCUCUUCUCUAUGCGAGCAGAAGAAGGGCGAAGGAAGGCUAGCGUAGCGUAGCGCGGCUCGCAGGGCUGGGCUGGGCUGGGCUGGGCUGGUGGGCUUGCCCCCCCCUCCUCCCCUCGCUGCGGUGUUCAGUUUUAUCGCCCGAGGGCGUACAUCGCUGGUAUCAUACCUCUACGUUUAUUCCGCGGUCUUCAUCAUUUGAGCAGCUGCAUCUUUUUAUUUCUAUCUUGUUUGAGUGAGCGAGUAGCGAGCGCCAGGGCGAGUGUCAAUAGGGAGCGGAGCGAGAGAUUGAACCGUAGAGUGCGGGGAAGAGGGAGAGACCAAAGAGAGAGGGAGAGCGAGAGUGAGAGAGAGAGGCGAGAACGGAGCAGAGAAAAGCAUCUGAGUGAGUAUCUGGGAUUCUCGUCGUUGGUUGAUGAGUGAGCACUGGACAGGGUUCAUGUUUGCCGAGAGAUUUCGAGUCGUUGUGUUAAUCAGGAGGAAUCUUGACAGUUUGUUGAAGCAAGUGAGAGAAGUUCACAUACGACCGGGGCUUGUUUCGGGCUGGCUGUUGCAGAGUCCGUCGCAUUUCCGAGCAAGGUCGGACGAGAGAUCUGUGACAUGAGACUUCAGUUCUGCGCACUGCACUCGGAAGAGGACAUGGACCCUCUGACGGGCAAUAGUUCUAAGUAAUGUGAUUCUUGCGAACGCGGUAAUCCGCGAAAGGAAGUUCGGUUGGACCUUCUUGUGUAGGAGAUCAGGGUGUCAGAAACUGGGCCGUGUUCGAAAGAGGUAGCGGCUUUCGGAUAAAGAAGGAAGCUAACUUGACGGAGGAUGUACCAAAUGAAGAAGUAUUCAAAUACGUCGCUAGUACCUCAUCGAGGUCAACCAUCUUCCCAGCAGGAGAGAUCUAUGUACGGCGGCAGCCUUCCUGGGGAUGCAGGAGUAGUAACUUCUGCCGAUCCCAAACCACGUUUGCGUUGGACCCCGGAACUUCAUGAACGCUUUGUAGAUGCCGUGACUCAGUUGGGCGGAGCCGACAAAGCAACACCCAAGUCAGUCAUGAGGGUUAUGGGAGUGAAAGGACUCACUCUUUAUCAUCUAAAAAGUCAUCUCCAGAAAUAUAGGCUGGGAAAGCAGCUACACAAAGAGGUCAAUGUAGAAACUAUCAAAGACCAAGGGUCCUCGGAAGGACAAGGGCCGAGCUCUGGGACUGCCACUGAUUGUGUUAUUACUCAGAAUCCAAAGGAGAGUUUGCAGAUUACAGAAGCUUUGCGGUUGCAGAUGGAGGUACAAAAAAGAUUACAUGAGCAACUUGAGGUGCAAAGACAUCUUCAACUCCGCAUUGAGGCCCAAGGCAAGUAUCUGCAGUCUAUUUUGGAGAAAGCCCGGGAGACGUUGGCCGGUCACACCGCAGCUUCGCCAGGCCUAGAAGCUGCGCAUGCCGAGCUCUCGGAUUUGGCAUCAAAAGUGACCACCGAAAAUCUAAGUCCAGCAUUCUCCUUGACUGGAGUACCUUCUAUGAGUAUGCCAUCCUUAACGGUUGCUGAGUUGUCAGUUCGUGGAGGUGAGCAGCAAUGCGGUGGGGUGCCGCAUCAACUUUCUUCUCCAAACCCCCAAUCUCGUCUUUCAGACUGCUCAUCGCAGAGCUACCUCACAAGUCUUGCCUGCAGUGGGAACCCCGACGGCAACGAGCCGAGCGAUCAAAAGCAAAACACCGGGAAACUACCCGGCUGAUAUGGGUCCAUCCCACUUCACCAAUACUACUUCCAAGGCGGUGGACAGGCCUCUUGAUUUGAAUUCCGCCAGAGAGGAGGGAGCCCGAGGCAGAGAGCUUGACUUGAAUGUCUUUGGAUGGGAUAGGUGAGUCAAUCCCUUUUUUCUCUGUGCAUUGUAUAUCUAUAACUUCCAAAGGGAAGCUUUUCUCUGCAGCCCCUCUGUCUCCUCUUUCUCCUUCCUACCUCCUGUUUCUUUCACUUUCUCUCUUCCUCUCUUUGUAAGAUUACAAUCCCAGACUGCCGAGAUCAUUUCCAGAUCUUCACAAAUGCUCAGCAGAGCAUGUCUAAGUUGUACAUAUGGCUUGUAGGUGUGUAAGAUUCAAGGUGAUUUAAUCCCAUCUUUUCAAAAUUUAUUCAAAUGUUCUGUCAAACUAUUCUGUGUCUUUCGUAUGGAUAAAUAAAGAAGUACGUUGCCCUCACCCGCCCUCUUCCGAUCCGCGGAAGCUCUCUUACUGCCUAACUCUGUACCAUCCAUACAUAUCUCAUCUCUCCUGGCGGUGUUAGCAUUCCACCCAUGUACAUUACGCAGCAACUGGAAGUGCUCAUUUGUAAAAGAUUCCACCUUAAUAGAUGUGUCGCUAUUGUUACCGAGCUUCACUUUUCAUCUUUG
Molecule: messenger RNA, 2980 nt
Organism: Marchantia polymorpha subsp. ruderalis
Lineage: Eukaryota; Viridiplantae; Streptophyta; Marchantiopsida; Marchantiales; Marchantiaceae
Source: the annotation of a GenBank genome assembly